Molecule: messenger RNA, 1481 nt
Organism: Fragaria vesca subsp. vesca
Lineage: Eukaryota; Viridiplantae; Streptophyta; Magnoliopsida; Rosales; Rosaceae
Product: mitochondrial uncoupling protein 5-like
Exons: 1
Coding region: 285-1250 (321 amino acids)
Biological process (GO): malate transmembrane transport; phosphate ion transmembrane transport; oxaloacetate transport
Cellular component (GO): mitochondrial membrane
Molecular function (GO): malate transmembrane transporter activity; thiosulfate transmembrane transporter activity; antiporter activity
Source: RefSeq, a predicted model, not a curated record
CUCUCCUCUUAUUUCUUGUCCUAUAAAUAUUCUCUUCUAUUGCCUUCCUUGUUCAAACCCAAUUCGGUUUUAAUUCCCUUUUCUGUGAUUCUCAUAGCAUAUGUCUCAGAGGCCCAGCGUUCCCCACUCUUCUUCCAUCGCCUUCGGCCUCCAUUCUCAUCUCCUGGUCUCCAGUGAGAUGACCCCCAGCUCCAACUGGUCUUGAAUAUCAUUGUCCAAACCAUUACUGAUCAAUAUUACUCGGUUUUAUUUCUCUCUUUUUUUUGAAAGAAAAGAAUCGAAACAUGGGUGUGAAAGGCUUCGUUGAGGGAGGCAUAGCUUCCAUCGUCGCCGGGUGUUCGACUCACCCCAUGGACCUGAUCAAGGUCCGAAUGCAGCUCCAGGGUGAGACCCAGGUCCCCAAACCUGACCAAGCUCUUCGACCAGCGAUGGCCUCUGCCGCUAGGGGAGCCGCUUCCUCUAUCCAUGUCCCUGUCCCCCCAACCCCGCCUCCGCGCGUGGGUCUGGUCACCGUGGGAGUCAAGCUCAUUCAACAAGAGGGUGUUGCGGCUUUGUUCUCCGGCGUAUCAGCCACCAUGCUCCGGCAGUGCCUGUAUUCCACUACCCGGAUGGGGCUGUACGACAUUCUCAAGAAGAAAUGGACUGACCCGGAAACCGGGAACAUGCCCCUGCAGCGCAAGAUCGGCGCCGGACUCAUCGCCGGAGCUAUCGGCGCCACGGUGGGGAACCCGGCAGACGUGGCCAUGGUGCGGAUGCAGGCCGACGGGCGGCUCCCGGCGGCUGAGCGCCGGAACUACAAGAGCGUGGUGGACGCUAUAACCCGCAUGGCGAAGCAAGAAGGCGUCACGAGCCUGUGGCGCGGUUCGUCUAUGACGGUGAACCGCGCCAUGCUCGUGACGGCUUCGCAGCUGGCGUCGUACGACCAGUUCAAGGAGACGAUUCUCGAGAAAGAGCUGAUGCGAGACGGGCUCGGUACCCACAUCACUGCGAGUUUCGCGGCGGGGUUCGUGGCGGCGGUGGCGUCGAACCCGGUGGACGUGAUCAAGACAAGGGUGAUGAACAUGAAGGUGGAGCCGGGGGCGGCGCCGCCGUACAAGGGGGCGUUGGACUGCGCGGUCCAGACGGUGCGUUCGGAAGGGCCGAUGGCGCUUUACAAAGGGUUUAUACCCACGAUUUCUAGGCAGGGGCCUUUCACGGUCGUGCUGUUUGUGACAUUGGAGCAGGUAAGGAAGUUGCUCAAAGAUUUCUGAAGAAAUUAAGAUCAUGAUGGAGCUAAUUGAUGUCGACGAAACAUGGAGUAAUUUUUAGAAUAUUUACAAUAAAAGUUUUCGAUUUAAUUCCUUUGUCAUAUGUCCCCUAUAGAUUGCGGGGAAGGACUCGUUUAGUUAAUUAUGAAGCAAAAUUCUCUUACAAUAAUUGUUCUUAAUCUUUUAGGGAUACAAAUUUAUUUAUAAUUUGGUUGGAAACAUUCUUUCCCAAAA